AUGUCGACAGAAACAGCCAUUCAUAUAUCUUCAAGUAUGCCUUUGAAACACGAAGGAUUCAUAAAUGACGAACCAAGCAAUAUCUAUAGGCAACACGAAUUUCCCUCACCACCUACAGAAUCCCUCAAACCACCAUCCCCAUCCAUCAACCCUUCCGCUCAACUCCCUUCGACCCCGACUAUAUCAACUCUCCACUUACCCAUACCACUCGUCUGUCUACCUUCGCACACACCUUCCAAAUCUACCAUCAUACCUUCCUUGCCCCACAACCCUAUAAACGGUGGCGGUGGAAUAGGGAGUAUACCGAGUUCGGUCAAAGAUCUGAGAAGUCUAGCUUCGUCUAUAGGACAUUCUACACUGAGACCUAUAUCUACGAAUGAAGGGGGGAGUACGAUAAGACCUGCACCUGGACUUGGUGGAAGUUUGAUUUCGUUUGGAGGUCAAUUGAGGAAUCUAGACAAAUCGUUUUUGAGACAGUUUGUAACUCGUUCGAAAGAGGGUAGUGACACUUCUUCUAGCACUGUUAGAUUGGAUGAACAUGGGAUGAUGGAUGGAAGAAGAUUGAGUGGGGAGAAGAAACCAGGGGGGAUAGAUGAGGUUGAUGUGGAGUGGUGUUUCUUCUGUGGUAAGGAGAGGAUAAGAGCUGAGAUGGGGUUAAGAGAGGUGAAUCUGGUGGAGAUGCUUUCUCCAACUGUGAUAGCACCAGGGAUGGCGGAGAGUAUACAAAAUGAAGAUGAAAAGGAGGGAGGAAAGAGUUGGCAGUGGGUUUGUAAGAGAUGUGAUCGGGAGUAA
Molecule: messenger RNA, 792 nt
Organism: Kwoniella mangroviensis CBS 8507
Lineage: Eukaryota; Fungi; Basidiomycota; Tremellomycetes; Tremellales; Cryptococcaceae
Exons: 1
Coding region: 1-792 (263 amino acids)
Source: RefSeq, a predicted model, not a curated record